AUGGCAAGUGACAGCCAAGUUUUGGGAGUCGUGAUCAUUGCGCGACAUGGGGACCGCGAAGGAUUCUACCAAAAUCCCUCCACCUAUGCUGCAUCUGCGACAUCUAUCACCGCUCUAGGGAAUGUCCAAGAGCUCCAGCUAGGACAGAAGUUGCGUUCGAUCUACGGGAACUCUUCCUCCCCCUCUUUCAUUCGAGGGUUCAAUACCACCAUCUUCGACCAGGCGCAGCUUCAGGCGCGUGCUGACGCAGGAGGAGAAGGAGGAGUUAUCUUGAACUCGGCGGUGUCUCUGCUCCAAGGCUUGUUCCCCGCGACGACCGCCUACAACACUACUCUGGCAAACGGGACGACUGUUGUGGCUCCUCUGGGUGGAUAUCAGACUAUCCCAGUUGAGUCCGUUGAACCAAAUAACGACAUAUCCUUGGAAGGCUGGACAUCGUGCGGCGCCUUCGAUGACGCUACGGCUGCUUUCUAUGCGUCCCCAGGAUUCAAGCAGAAGGCCACGGAACACGAUGCUUUCCUGACACAAUUGCCUCAAUACCUCGACGGUCGGCCAGUGACCUUGGAAAACAUGAUUUUCGACUUCAUCAAUGUGGAGUCUAUCCACAGCGCCGAGUUCCUCCAGCGCCUUCCGCCCACUUUCCGUGAACAAGCCAGGGAUCUUGCGAACUACCACGAAUAUGGUGUCUUUUCAUCUCCCCAACUAGACGGCAUUGGAAACAUUGCUGGACGCACUAUCCUUCCUUCGAUCUUGAACGGAUUCAAGCGCAUUAGCAACUCCUCUGAUCCACUAAAGAUAGUAUACCAGUCGAUCUCCUACAAACCUUUCCUAUCCCUCUUCAACAUGACUGGCGCAGCUGAAGCCAACCCACAGCUCGCAGGUGUCGUGGAGUAUGCCGCCGCGCUAGCUCUUGAAGUUCGGCAACCAUCUUCAGGCGGAGAACCGGUGUUGAGAUUCAAUUUCAAGAAUGGGACUGUCGACGAAGACUUCAAAACUUACAACUUCAUGGGUGGCUCAGGGGACGUCCCUCUUUCGCAGUUCGUUGAUAAAUUCACGCCGGUGGCAAUUAGUGACACUACCACUUGGUGUAACUUGUGCGGAAACACGAAGGAUCGAGGGUGCGGCGCGAUCAACGCAGCUCAAAUUAAAGGUGCACAGUCGGUUUCUCGGGGAUUCAACCCGAUUGGCGCCGGCUUCCUCGGUGCGGGCGUUACCCUUGUCGUCGCAGCCAUGAUGCUUGGUCUCCUUGCUUUCUUGGGUCUCCUCGCCUUCGGGAAGGGAAAUAAGAACAGACAUGAUCGGGCCUCUAGCGACCGUGAAUCGACUGAGAAGCAUUCCGUUUAG
Messenger RNA from Pleurotus ostreatus (oyster mushroom), 1344 nucleotides. RefSeq lists its product as uncharacterized. The transcript is spliced from 11 exons. NCBI's taxonomy places the organism in Eukaryota, Fungi, Basidiomycota, Agaricomycetes, Agaricales, Pleurotaceae. Gene Ontology annotation, molecular function: phosphatase activity. The record is from RefSeq and is a predicted model, not a curated record. Gene Ontology annotation, biological process: dephosphorylation. The coding region runs from base 1 to 1344 and encodes 447 amino acids.